Messenger RNA from Pungitius pungitius (ninespine stickleback), 1896 nucleotides. It is a transcript of the gene plpp4, whose product is annotated as phospholipid phosphatase 4. Bases 446 to 1303 code for a protein of 285 amino acids. The record is from RefSeq and is a predicted model, not a curated record. Lineage: Eukaryota; Metazoa; Chordata; Actinopteri; Perciformes; Gasterosteidae. The transcript is spliced from 7 exons. Gene Ontology annotation, molecular function: phosphatidate phosphatase activity. Gene Ontology annotation, biological process: phospholipid metabolic process; phospholipid dephosphorylation.
AGAGAGAGAGAUAGAGAGCUCCAACCCACUUUUCCCACUGUCACUACACGCCCACACCUCUAAUGUUUUUUUUCUUACUCACAUCUGGGCAACUGAAAAACUCCAGCCCAGUUGGAGUAAUUGGUGGUGGAGGAAGGAGACUUUGACUCGGUAGAGCAGCAGCGGCAUUAAGGGACGUCGGAGCCGACGGAACGCAGCGGAGACAGGCGAGGAGGAGCGGGGGAGACCGCUGCAGGUGUCGGUGUACGAGUCGCGAUGGAGGUGCGCGGCGCGCGUGACUAAAGGGAGCAGCCCAUUGGGAAGCGCUUUGUUAAGGUGGAUUACAAAGUGAGGGGGGGGGGAGACAAAGACGACAACAACAACAACAAAACCAUCAACAACAACAACAACAACAAAACGCCUUCGUGUUGCCGUCUACUUCACUUGGCUGGAUUACCUCGGCACCAUGAACGUGGCGCCUCCGGACCGCGGGAAAAACGUGCGCGAGCUGGCUUUGGAGAUUGCCGUGCGAGUUCUGCUUUUCGGAGUUUUUGUAUUUACAGAGUUCCUGGAGCCCUUUGAGAGAGUUAUUCAACCAGAGGAGCUUUGGCUCUACAAGAAUCCUCUGGUUGAGUCAGACCACAUUCCCAAAAGGGUCAUGUUCGCCAUUUCGUUCCUUACCCCGUUGGCGGUGAUAUUCGUGGUGAAGAUAAUUCAGCGGACGGACAAGACAGAGCUCAAAGAGGCGUGUUUAGCUGUGUCCCUGGCCCUCGCCCUAAAUGGAGUCUUCACAAACACUAUCAAGUUGAUUGUUGGCAGACCCAGGCCCGACUAUUUCCACCGCUGCUUCCCGGACGGGCAAGUGAACGCAAAGAUGCUGUGCACCGGGGAGCCAGAUAUGGUCUCCGAGGGACGCAAGAGCUUCCCCAGCAGCCAUUCCUCUUUUGCAUUCUCCGGCCUCGGCUUCACCUCCUUCUACCUGGCGGGGAAGCUGCAGUGUUUUACGGAUCAAGGUCGAGGACGUAGCUGGCGCCUCUGUGCCAUGGUGCUGCCUCUCUACAGUGCCAUGAUGAUCGCCUUAUCCCGGACCUGUGACUACAAACACCACUGGCAAGACGCCUUUGUCGGAGGAGUGGUCGGGUUGCUCUUUGCGUACUUCUGCUAUCGCCAGCACUACCCGCCCUUUCUGCACUUGGACUGCCACCUGUCCUAUGCCAGCCUGGCUGCCGCCGCCCGCGUGCCCUCGCACCCCGAGGACGACCCACAGCCCACGGACAACGCCACCAGCCUCCCCCUGGAGAGCCUGACCGAAGGGCCAGUAUGACUAGUGGCCGCCCCCGAGACCCCCCCCACCACCUUCGCCAGGCCGCCGAGCCUUGCGCCCCGCGGCCUGUGACUGGCUGGCUCUCGUACACAUUCCAGUGGACAAUGGUACGCCCCACCCAUCGCCAUGCUGUUUCACCCCGUCUCGGUGGCACCUACAUUCAUUAUUAGUGUUUUUUUUAAGUCUGGCUCUCGCUCAGCAGCCUUGAAAGCCUAAUAUUAGAUGUGAUGUGUGAUAGGAACACGUACAAAUAUGGAACAUCACCGCAGAGAGGGAAAAAUAUGUUGAAAAGCUGAGGAAACACGGCUUGCCAACCGCUGGGAGGGAAGAUAAAGAUAUUGUUUUUGCUGUAUUUUGUUUUGUGUUAAUGAGGUUGUCAGCUUGUUUCACGCUGGAAUACAUUCAUCUGUGUUUGGCUUUUAAAGGAUCACAAGUGCAAUGCAGUGUUUCCCCUACAAUCGAACAAGGGCCCCUAAGAAAGUCUGGGAUUUAUUCAAAAAAUAAUUAAAAAAAACAUACAUGCAAACGUGUGGCCCCUUGAAGCGCGCAUCCUCCUCCCCCCCAUCCCGCCGGCUGGUCUAUUCGCCCCCCCC